This is a messenger RNA of Mucor mucedo, 1772 nucleotides long. RefSeq lists its product as uncharacterized. NCBI's taxonomy places the organism in Eukaryota, Fungi, Mucoromycota, Mucoromycetes, Mucorales, Mucoraceae. The transcript is spliced from 5 exons. Bases 159 to 1445 code for a protein of 428 amino acids. The record is from RefSeq and is a predicted model, not a curated record.
UUGGAUAUAAGGUACAUUAUCCAAUCGACAUAUCUCAGUUUUUCUUUUUUUUUUUUUUUUUUUUUUUUUUUUUUUUUUUAAGGGACGCCAUUGAUAUUUUAAAUUGUCCAAAUAAAAAAAAAGUCACUUCCUUUUCACCUUAUUACAAAAACUUUACAAUGGGAAAAUCGAAAAUCGCCUUAUGGCGCGAAAUGGAACAAUUUAAGCGACAAAUGCUUUUGAAUCCCGGUUACGAACUUACAGAGAGUGAAAUCGCUUCAUUUCAACCCUCUCCUCCCCCAAGACGCCAACCACGUCAAAAAGCUCAGGCACCGAGUUACGACCCCAUGUCUGAAUACCCAGCAGACGAUGACAACAAUACGACCGUCGUCUUGCAUAAUUGCACCAUGGACCCUACACCGGCUCCAGCACCUCGCAAGCGUCGACGAAUCCGUAUCCGUUCGUCUGUACCUAUCGUUAAGGCUGUACCUGCGAAAGUCAGUCCUGCUGAAGCCAAGAAGGAAAGGGCCAUCAGGUACCAGAGAAAACUGGAGGUUUUAGCCAACAAGUGGGGCAAAGUGCUUAACAACAUGUGCGUUAACUACCUUGUUUUUGUUGGUCAGCAAGGUGGCUUGCCAUCCACCGAGAUUGUUUCUCCAGUUGCAAUCGAUUGCCAAUGUGGUAGUGAAAAAGUACUUCUGACAAAGACCGUCAGAAUGUACUUUUUCCAUGCCAUCAAGGAUGUAUCAGUUAGUUACUGCAGCUGUAAGCCCUUGGCAGAAGCAUUAAUUUUGAUGGGUAUGUUUCCUGCUUCGCCCACAGACCCCAAAAAUGCCAUUCAUUUGGGUUUGUUGGGCUAUUUUAAUGAAGUUCGAAACACCUUGAAGUCUUCUUCUGAGGGUAUUACAAAGUUGUAUAACAAAUUACAAGGAAAUCCACUGACAUCUUUGUCAGUGAACAAUUUCCGUACUGUAUUUAAUAUGUACAAUAAGGUCAUUUUGUUGACAGACGAAAUGGUCAACGAGCGAUCUUUGUUGAAAGAUCAGGCGAUGUGCUGUCCUGCUUGUCCUAGUAGGGACUCCAUCAACCCUAUGGAUCGCAUUUUCAUUACUAUGGAUGGGUGCUUUAGUAUGAAAUCUACGCAUUAUCCAAAUGGCUAUUUCAGAGACUCCAAACCCGGAUGCGACAUAGAUAGAACUCGUUGCCAUGUCUGUUCAAGGGAAUUUUCAUCGCCAUCUAACAGAAACAAGCACGCACUUCGGUUCCACAAUACACCCACCCCUGCGAAUGUUGGAAGACCCUCAUUAGGUGGAAGGAAACAAGCUAACCAUAGGUACUACAAGAAAAGUACAACAGAACAAGUCAGACCCAAGUGCGCAUUGCUUCUGACAUCAGCAAGAGAAGAAUUCACGGCUUUGGACAAAGGGUUCUCGUUAGCGUUGUAUCGUACUUACCUUAAACAAUAGCAUUUACAACUCGAAAAGUCCAUACAGAUUAUGACUCUCCCAUCACUCAACCAUUGGCAAAGCGACUCAAGCUACUGGGAAUUUUUGACAUUCGAACUCGUGAUCCGUUACGUACGGAAUUAUGAAUUGUUCUUUGAGCAUGAAGUCUUUUUUAAUUCGACGUCUCCCCUGAGUGUUAUAUAUUCUAGCAAUAGCUACUCUCGCGAGCAUAUGGUUGUUUGUCAAAAGUUUUGGACUACCCCUAUGUCCAAAUUUAAUUGUUUACUUAGAGCUUACUGUAAAGCUUUUAUGGGAUAUUAUCAUGCUCAAUAAUAAAUUGACUUACAU